Molecule: messenger RNA, 2855 nt
Organism: Xyrauchen texanus (razorback sucker)
Lineage: Eukaryota; Metazoa; Chordata; Actinopteri; Cypriniformes; Catostomidae
Gene: mfn1b
Product: mitofusin 1b
Exons: 19
Coding region: 160-2397 (745 amino acids)
Biological process (GO): mitochondrion localization; mitochondrial fusion
Cellular component (GO): mitochondrial outer membrane
Molecular function (GO): GTPase activity; GTP binding
Source: RefSeq, a predicted model, not a curated record
CACGAGCUUCACAGUUUGUCGUGAAAGGAGACUUUUAUUUUGAAGUGUUGGAUGUUCAGUGAGUUUGUGAGUCCGACGCUGUUUGUCUUGACAGGAGGGAUUUAACAGCGCUGUGACCCGUUUUGGCUGCUCUGAUGUGAAGGUUUUGAAGGGUUGGAAAUGGACCAGGCUGAUCGUUCUCCAUUAAAGCACUUUGUGCUGGCCAAAAAGAAGAUCGGGGAUGUUUUUGAGCAGCUUUUAGUUUAUGUGGAAGAGGGCGCAGAGUUUGUGAAAGAAACCUGCCUGAAUGAGUCGUUGGAGAAUAUUGCAAACAGGAGCCAGUUGGACCACAUAGAAACAUACACAAACAAACUGUCCACCAUUAAAGAGGUGUUGGCUCGCAGACAUAUGAAGGUGGCCUUUUUCGGCAGAACAAGCAAUGGCAAGAGCACAGUUAUCAAUGCCAUGCUGCGCGACCGUGUGUUGCCCAGCGGCAUCGGCCACACGACCAACUGCUUCCUGAGUGUAGAGGGCACAGAUGAAGACAAGUCCUAUCUGAAGACAGAGGGCUCUGAAGAGGAGAAAAGUAUCAAGACAGUAAAUCAGUUGGCUCAUGCACUACAUAUGGAUGAGAGUUUGGACGCCGGCUGUCUCGUGAAAGUGUUCUGGCCCAAGACAAAGUGUGCUCUGCUCCGAGACGACCUAGUUUUGAUGGACAGUCCUGGAACUGAUGUCACCACACAACUGGACAGCUGGAUUGACAAGUUCUGUCUGGACGCUGAUGUGUUCGUGCUUGUGGCGAACUCCGAAUCGACAUUAAUGAACACGGAGAAGCAUUUCUUCCACAAGGUGAACGAACGGCUCUCAAAGCCCAAUAUCUUCAUCCUGAACAAUCGCUGGGACGCGUCUGCUGCCGAACCUGAAUACAUGGAGGAUGUGCGUAAGCAGCACACAGACAGGUGUGUGAACUUCCUGGUGGAGGAGUUGAAGGUUGUGGACCGCAAUCAGGCACCCAACCGCAUUUUCUUUGUGUCGGCGAAGGAGGUGCUGAACUCGCGGAUGCAGCGGGCGCAGGGUAUGCCAGAGACUGGGGGUGCUCUUGCUGAAGGGUUUCAGGAGCGACUGAAGGAGUUCCAGAAUUUUGAGAGAACAUUUGAGGAGUGUAUCUCGCAUUCAGCAGUGAAAACAAAGUUUGAGCAGCACACGAUCAGAGCAAAGCAGAUCACUGAAACAGUCCAAGACAUCAUGGAUCAAAUCAACAUCAACUCUGCGGACAAAAGGGUGGCAUCUCUGGAGGAGAGAGAAUAUCUCAUUGACCGACUGGAUUUCGUCCGCAAUCAACUCAACCUGCUCAUUCAAGACAUCAAGAAAAAAAUCAAGGUCAUCACAGAGGAGGUAGAAAACCAGGUGUCAAACGCCAUGGCGGAGGAGAUCUGCCGCCUGUCAGUGCUCAUAGAUGAGUAUCGUUCAGAUUUUCAUCCGUCACCUCACAUGCUCAAGAUCUACAAAUCUGAUCUUCUCACGCACAUCGAGCAUGGCAUGGGCAAGAAUCUGGCCUUCCGCUGUUCUGACGCAGUAAAUGCCUCCGUGCAGUCCUCUCAGAAAGACAUGAUCGAGUGUCUGAAGCCUCUGUUGCCCUCUGCUGCUCAGAAUCAGAUCCACAUGCUCAUCCCCAGCAGGAAGUUUGAGCUCAGCUAUGAUCUGAACUGUGCCACGCUUUGCUCCGACUUCCAGGAAAACAUAGAGUUCCAGUUCUCUUUGGGCUGGACUGCUUUGGUCCACCGUUACUUGGGUCCAGCCAACGCAAAACGGGCCUUGAUGCUGGUAAAUCAGAAAUUGCAGCUGACUGCGCCGACCACCCCAUCAGCGGUCCAAACUUCGAUCCCCAGAGCUCCUGGAACUGAAGUUCAGAAUCAAGCAGUGAUGGCACAGGAAGAACUCAUGAUGUCCAUGGUGACCAACCUGGCCUCUGUCACAUCCCGCACAUCUAUGAGCGUGCUCAUCAUUGGAGGAGUGGUGUGGCGAACAGUAGGCUGGCGUCUGAUCGCUCUCUCCGCGAGUCUGUAUGGGGUGCUCUACCUGUAUGAAAGACUCACCUGGACCACCAAGGCCAAGGAAAGAGCCCUGAAGAGACAGUUUGUGGAUUACGCCACCGAGAAGCUUCAGAUGAUCAUCAGUUUCACCAGCUCAAACUGCAGCCAUCAAGUCCAGCAGGAGAUCGCUAGCACCUUCGCACGACUCUGUCAACAGGUUGACAUCACACAGAAGGACCUAGAGAACGACAUUCAGCGCCUCACCACCAAGAUCCAACAGCUGGAAACUGUACAGAGCCGAUCCAAAGUGCUCAGACAUAAAGCCACCGAUCUGGAAAAGCAGUUAGAGGAUUUCAGCUCUCAGUAUCUGCGUCCUCAGCUCUGACUCGUUAAACGAAGCUGGUUUAGACUUAAUGUAGUUUGGUUGAUGAUUAUGUUCUGUAUGGAGAUACGGUUUCAGUGGAUCUCACACUAUUUUAUGAACUGCCAUAUGAAGCAAAACAUUUGUACUGGAGAAAAUGGAUUCAGAUUCGACACAGAAAUGGGGAAACUGUGUCAAAACUCCCCAAAUCAAUGUGUCAUUAAACUUGAGACUUUUCACUGAGCCUGACUUCAAAAAAAGAGACGAGAUUCAUGUCAUCAGUCAGGGUAAUCAAAUUCUGUACCUUUGCCCUUUCAUUACAAAAGCCUAUUUUCUAUGCUUUGUUUUUGGUAGUAUUUCAGUUCAUCUAACCUGGUAUUAAAACUCUCUUUGUGGAUUUUCUAUUGUUUCUUAACAUAUGUGAUAUAUUGAAAUUCUAAUGUAAAAACUCCCGUGGAAUGAAAAAUUAUUAAAAUAUUACU